This is a messenger RNA of Schizosaccharomyces cryophilus OY26, 2761 nucleotides long. RefSeq names its product hira protein Slm9. Gene Ontology annotation, molecular function: nucleosome binding; protein binding. Lineage: Eukaryota; Fungi; Ascomycota; Schizosaccharomycetes; Schizosaccharomycetales; Schizosaccharomycetaceae. Gene Ontology annotation, cellular component: nucleus; HIR complex. The transcript has a single exon. Gene Ontology annotation, biological process: regulation of DNA-templated transcription; chromatin remodeling; DNA-templated transcription. The record is from RefSeq and is a predicted model, not a curated record. The coding region runs from base 241 to 2676 and encodes 811 amino acids.
CCCGUGUCUUCCAUCUGAUAUCGAGAUCGAUACUGCCUCUAACGAGCCAUCCUCUAAAUAAACUACAUUUCUUUGAAAUCCCUUAAAACCAAGUGGAGAGGGCAUCUUACACUCACAAAUUUUAUAACGAACACCCAACAAACGAAAGCAUAAUCCCGGUCGGUUCAAGCGCAUAGAGUUAGAAGCCUCCUUUACAUGCAUUAAAUAUUUUUAGAAGGCACCGUUGGUGUAAAGCACAACAUGCGACUUUAUGCUGUUAAAUUAAAGGAAAACCAACCUUUGUAUUCAAUUUCGUCUUCAGAGAAAUAUAUAGCGAUUGCUGGAGUAAAUUUUGUUCACAUCUUACCAAGUACCUUUUUUCCGGGGAUUUCAUCUAAUGAAAAAGUAAAUCAUUUAACAGAAGAGUCCUUUUUGGCUAAACUACAAUUUUCAGCCUCCGUUACAUGCGUGCGGUUUUCAAAGGAUGGUCGAUACCUCGGGAUUGCUACGGAAGACGGGACCUUCCUUUACGAAGCAGAGAAAUGGGACUCGCCCUUUCAAAUUAUAGCUGGGCCCGCCUACGAACUUUGUUGGAGUCAACAAGCUAAUCUACUAGCGACAGCAUGGAAAACUAUUUCUAUCUAUUUACGAAAAGAAAACCCCGAAACAGCUGAGAAUGAAAGUAUUACACCAAAGCAGGAAUCUCAGGUUCAAGGUAUCUCUAGAGGUCCACCACCGCUUGAGGAAGGGCCAGAACAUUCGUUUACUAAGAAUGAAGACACAAAGGAUAAUAAAUUAGUCGAAUAUAAACUCUUAAAGGUAAUAGAUGGACAUCACUCUUUUAUUUGUGGGCUUGCCUUUGAUCCCCUAAGUCAGUAUUUGGCAUCCCAUAGUUUGGAUCGGUCUUUGAAGAUUUGGAGACUUGCUACUUUUGCUUUGGAGAAAAACAUUUCCAAGCCUUUUGAGCAUAUGUCGAUUAACAGUCGUUAUCUUCGACUAAGCUGGUCUCCUGAUGGAGCCCACGUUGCUGCAGUCAAUGCGAUUAAUGAAGGAACGAAUGUAAUUGCUAUCGUUCAACGAGACUCUUGGACAUUCGACAUCAGUUUGGUGGGUCAUCAAGAAUCUUUAGAAUGUACAUCAUUUAACCCCUAUUUGUUCAGUGACCCGUUUCAGAAAUCAGUCAUUGCUAGCGCGGCCCAUGAUGGAUGUAUUUGCAUUUGGAACACAGCGUGUGCACGUCCAACGCUCGUCAUAAAAAGUAUUACACUCGCUGCCUUUUGUGACAUACAAUGGUCGAAUACCGGCUUUGAGCUUUAUGGAGUGUCGUUAGACGGACAUAUUUGUUUAUUACGGUUUGAGGAGUCUGAAUUCGGCCCAAAAAUGGAUCAGAUAGAAUAUCCUGAAGACUUAUCAAACUGCAACUUUUUGAAAAAGCCAUAUGGAUCCAAAAGCACGUUAGAACCCACUGUAAUAAUUGCUGCACCAACCCCCAAUACAACCACUGAGGUCCCAAGAGUUAGAUCUCCUCCUUCCUCGCCUCCUUCUGUGAAAAAAAGAAAACUGCUAAAGAAAAAAGGUAUUGUACGCCCUGCAUCUAUCCAUCCAGCAACCUUUUUUUCACAAAUCCGUAUUGCCAGUCCUUUAAUAAAACCGAAGUGGGAAAUUACCAAAUCCUUUGGAUCUAUGCGCAUCAGAAAUCAUCAAGAAUGUACAAAAAUAGAAUGUUUUAUAGGGAAUGAGAAUGAUAAUACUGCUGAUUGGGUAGCAUAUCUUCCUUCUUCUGUGAUCCUUGCCAACGGAACUAAAAAGUUUUGGGUAGUAGGGACGGAAGAUGCUUCAAUUCAUGUCUUUACUCCACACGGAAGACUUCUGUUACCACCUCUCAUCGUAGGUUCAACACCUUGCUUUUUGGAAUGCUGUGAGUCAUAUCUAUGCUGUGUUGCUUCUAACGGGUUACUCUACACAUGGGACGUAAUUACUAGAAAGGCAGUUCAUAAUCCUGUCACUAUGCUUCCGCUAUUUCAUGCAAAUUUUGUAAGUUCAAAAGUUGCAAAAGGACCUUCAUUAGAGCAAUUGUUUGUAACUGACGUAGGGAGCCCGAUAGCAGUUAUGAGUGAUGGAAAUGCAUUUGCAUACAGUUCAGCUACGAGUUCUUGGCUACGGGUCAGCGAGGGAUGGUGGAUGAUUGGUAGUCAGUAUUGGGGUUCGCUUGUUACUGAUCUCCGAGAAGAAAGUGCAAUGAGCUUUUUGGAGCGCUGUACCGAUGAAGAAAUUAUCAAGGCUGGGAGAGGGAGGUUCUUACAAAGGAUCGUUAAAGCUUCUAUGCUUCGUCAAGGUUAUGAUAAUUAUGAAAUGGUUGUGAGUAUACGACAUCUUGAAAACCGUCUAAUGAGUUCUGAAAAGCUGAACUUGAAGUUCGACUAUCAUGAGAAUCUUCUGCUAUACGCAAAUAGGGUUGCUGAGGAAGGAAUGAAGGAUAGAAUGGAUGAAUUAUGCCGUGAAUUACUGGGUCCUUUGAGAGUACCUUUGAGUUGUACUACUCCUGUGAAAAUUGGCAAUCGAGUUUGGGAUCCUUACAUAUCUUCUUUAAGUAAGAGGUCACUACUAAAGGAAAUCAUCUUACAUACAGCAAAACACAGAGAAAUCCAAAGAAUUACGUCUCAAUACUCUUACCUGUUAGAACAUCUCCCUGCCUAAACACUAAUUUAUUUAUUUAAAUGAUUUUAUGUAUAUAAAGUUAUAUUAGACAGAAAAUACAAAUCCACUCUUUUUUCUUGAUCCA